AUGGCUUUCUCCACCUCUGAGGUUGAUGAGGCCUUUGACUACUUGUUCAAGAUCAUUUUGAUCGGAGAUUCCAACGUCGGGAAGACAUGUGUGGUGCAUCGUUUCAAGUCAGGGCAAUACUAUGUGAAGCAGCAGAACACCAUUGGAGUGGACUUCACAGUGCGCUCCUUGGAGAUUGAUGGCAAGAAGGUCAAGAUCCAGGUGUGGGACACAGCAGGCCAAGAACGCUUCCGCACAAUCACCCAGAGUUAUUACCGCAGUGCCCAUGGUGCUAUUCUUGCCUAUGAUAUGACAAGGAGGUCCACUUUUGAGUCUAUCCCUCACUGGAUUCAUGAGAUUGAAAAGUAUGGUGCAGCUAACUUGGUCUUGAUGUUGAUAGGGAAUAAGUCAGAUGAAACAGAGAAGCGCCAAGUCCUGUUUGAAGACGCUUGCACACUGGCUGAGAAGCAUGGUCUACUGGCUGUCUUAGAGACCUCAGCCAAAGAGGCCCAAAAUGUUGAUGAGGUCUUCAUAUUAAUGGCUAAAGAGCUCAUGGCUAGAAAUGCCUUGCAGCUAAGUGGGGAGAAUGGUCCCGCAGGCAGCAUUUAUCUGGACACCAGGCCAGUGAUGACCACUCAGCUUGACAAGUCUGACUGCUCAUGUUGAUGAGAAGCUUCAAGAAGAAGCACUUCUGGUGGUCCAUAUUAUUUGAGUUUCCUGUCUAGCCUUGGCUUGUGGCCCUAAUUCAGCCAUACAGUGCUGACCUGUUCUCCAGAGGUAGAUGCCACUCCUUAUUGCCAUGGUCAAAGCAGGUUGUGGAGGUCAAAACUGGUGGUGCUA
This is a messenger RNA of Gekko japonicus, 819 nucleotides long. It is a transcript of the gene RAB19, whose product is annotated as RAB19, member RAS oncogene family. Lineage: Eukaryota; Metazoa; Chordata; Lepidosauria; Squamata; Gekkonidae. The transcript has 3 exons. Gene Ontology annotation, cellular component: trans-Golgi network. Gene Ontology annotation, molecular function: GTP binding; GTPase activity. The record is from RefSeq and is a predicted model, not a curated record. The coding region runs from base 1 to 645 and encodes 214 amino acids.